Molecule: messenger RNA, 1210 nt
Organism: Diabrotica balteata
Lineage: Eukaryota; Metazoa; Arthropoda; Insecta; Coleoptera; Chrysomelidae
Source: the annotation of a GenBank genome assembly
GUUUGAACUUUUGAUACUUUGUAUAUAUAGUGUUCUCGUUAAAAUUGUGAUGCAUUUGCCGAACAAUCAUAGUUUAUCAAAAAUGACGGAUAUGUAUACAUCAUUACAAGAAAGUCUUCAAGAAUACCACGGCGAAUUAGUCCAAACUGGCAGCCCGGCUAUUUUGUGUAGUGUUUUACCGACUCAUUGGCGCUCAAACAAAAGUUUGCCGAUUGCUUUUAAAGUUGUAGCUCUGGACGAUGUUUCUGACGGAACUGUAGUGACCCUAAAAGCCGGUAAUGAUGAAAACUAUUGUGCCGAAUUAAGAAAUUGUACCGCCGUUAUGAAAAAUCAAGUAGCUAAAUUUAAUGACUUGAGGUUCGUUGGACGAUCUGGAAGAGGGAAAAGUUUUACGCUAACUAUCACCAUUAGUACAGCUCCUUACUAUCAAAUGGCUACCUAUUCCAAGGCCAUUAAGGUCACCGUUGAUGGACCUAGAGAACCAAGAACGAAAUCAAAUUACCAAUACGGAUAUGGUAUGCCUGGAUUGCCAGGAGGAUUCAAUCCUUUCCUGAUCAACCCUGGAUGGUUAGAUGCCGCUUACAUGUCCUACGCCUUUCCUGAUUACCUGCGAAGGUCUGCUGGUAUGCCACAGCAGCCGAAUAUACACACACCUCUAGUUAAAGGUUCGCCUUUAGCUCCGAACGUCCAAUCUCCUCACGACUUUUUCAUUCCUCCACCAGCAGCUCCUGCUGGACCCUUCCACGCCGGUGCUAACUUCCUACCUAGUGCAUUACCUCAAUUUUCCCAAGAACUGAACAAACUAUCCGGUUUCGACAUGCCUUUACGACCUGUGAUGCCUAGUCCUUUAGAUCAGAUGAGCCUGCGGCUAUCACCAGUCUCUAACAGUCAAUCAGUCAGUCCGCAGCUGUCGAGUGCCCAGGAAACCAAAAUACAUUCGACGGUGGAUCAAUCGUCGUCUUCGGAUAACUCCGAUGAUGAAGAUAUAGACGUUGUAAAGUCGGCUUUUGUGCCUAUCAAAUCAGCGAGUACGCUGCUCCAAGAAAUUCAACAUCCUGACUCAACGGUGCAAGACAAAGAGCCCUUAGUUGUUAAAAGUGAAGAGCCAGUUAGGACUGCUAAAAGUUCCUUAGUUAAUUUGAGUUCGCCUAAUACUAAGUUAAAUUCUCCUUCAGUUAAUUCAAUUAAAUCAGUGUGGAGGCCCUAUUAG